Messenger RNA from Linum trigynum, 348 nucleotides. NCBI's taxonomy places the organism in Eukaryota, Viridiplantae, Streptophyta, Magnoliopsida, Malpighiales, Linaceae. The record is from the annotation of a GenBank genome assembly.
AUGUCAGGAAGCACUGCCGCCGCCAGAAUUUUUGUGUUUAUUGCAAGCGGGGAGGCCAUAUCGUGCUCGAUUGUCGUCAGCGACAACACAAUUAAGCCAGGACAGCCAGUGGAGCUGGUGGUGGGCUUAAUCAGGAUCGCCCAUGGGAACAACCAGCAGCUGCUGCUGGCGGCAAUGGACAUGGUGAUCGGAGGUGGGAUCGCCUGGUAUCUGCUCGUACUUGGACGCAUCCUCAGCACCCUGGCGAGACGAGCGAUGGCGGAGCUCGUGGUCGGCCAGCAUAUGCCGUGGAACCUGCUGCUGCUAGUGGGACUUCUUUCUCGGCUGCCGACGUUGAACAAAUGGUAA